This is a messenger RNA of Magallana angulata, 614 nucleotides long. RefSeq lists its product as uncharacterized. NCBI's taxonomy places the organism in Eukaryota, Metazoa, Mollusca, Bivalvia, Ostreida, Ostreidae. The record is from RefSeq and is a predicted model, not a curated record. The coding region runs from base 71 to 580 and encodes 169 amino acids. The transcript is spliced from 4 exons.
CAUAUGGCGAUUAUCUUUAAUUGUGUUGAUUCCAACUUUCGGUUUCUUUGCGUUGCAUCAAGACUGAAAAAUGGCCGUUCUUCGAUUUUUUCUUCUUGCCGUUUUGGUCAAAUGUGCAAUUCUUGAUAAUCCUCUUGAUUUUAUGAGUGAAAAUCAGAAGAGGAACUUAGGGACAUUAAAACUUGAGAGUUUACCAGACAAGGAACACCGCGUUCUACGAGAGGUCAUUCUUCACGGAAACGCGACGGCACAUUGGUGUUGCAAUGUUGCUACCACUAGGACAAUCAUUGAGACCCAUUCACACUUGAUAUACACUGCAAAGAUCAGAGACAGAGUCACCUAUACCAGCUGCGGAUUCCUUUGGCUCAGUUCAUGCUCCAGACACCAUUACUCCUAUUAUUCCUCUCCAAUGUACACAACCACUUACGAGUCUAAAGUAAUAAACACCUCCUGUCCUGAUCAGAAUCUUGUCUGCUGUAAAGGAUACGUUCUUGUUGCAGAACACUGUUUACCUCUCUCCGAGAUUCCAGCAAUAAAGGAUGACCUGAUUGAUCUUCACCACGCUGGUGUUUUGGGAUGAUAUGUCGAACACAAAUAAAAGAUAUUAAACAAUA